This is a messenger RNA of Lachancea fermentati, 954 nucleotides long. Lineage: Eukaryota; Fungi; Ascomycota; Saccharomycetes; Saccharomycetales; Saccharomycetaceae. The record is from the annotation of a GenBank genome assembly.
AUGAGAGUUAUCACGUUUCCGGGCCAAGGAACGCCAAUUGCAUUAGACGUGUUUUAUACAUAUUUAUCACAAUCUUCUAAGCAAUUUCGCAAUAUCUUUCAUGAUGCGAGGCACGCCGAUCUCUUGAGGCUUAUCGAAGCCAAACCAUCGAAUCCUUCGUCGAUAGCGGCAUGUUCAAACUUACUGUAUAAAUUAUACCGAGAAUUUCACCCUCGUAUAGACGAAAUGUGCUUCCUCGGACACUCGCUUGGUGAAUUAUCGUGUUUAGCCUCAGGAAACAGGCUUUACGAUGUCAAUGAUGUCGUUGCUAUCGCCGGGCGUCGUAACGAAUUAAUGAUACAAGCUACAAACAAGUAUAUUCAAGCCGAUAAGGAUUUUGGAAGUCGAUUUGAAAUGUGGGCGAUAUCUGCUCCACGCUCUACAAAUUUAAAACUAGAGCUAGAGGCUAUAUUCUUGGAUUUCCCCGAUAUUUGUCUAGCAAAUAUAAACACACCAAAACAAUGCGUUAUCACUGGCCCGGAGAAAAAGUUGAAAGAAUUAAAGCACAAAUUAAGCAAACUGGUACCCCGCUGCCGUAUAGUGCCUUUGACAAAUCCCGCCGGCAUUGCAUUUCAUAACAAAUGUGUUCUGAGACAAAUUCAGGAACCAUUGCAUGAUUUUAUGUGGACAAAGCUCAAGGAACAAGGCCUUCACGUCAAGCGUGAACUGGACCAUCCAAUAAUAUCCAAUUUCAAUGGGCGAAUUGUCUAUAAUGUGGAUGAAGCUCUAGAGAAUUUUGUAAAAUGCAGCAGCGAUACCGUACAGUUCGUACACUGCUGCGAAACUCUUGACAAGAUUGAAGUUGAGGAGACUGUUCACAUAGGCCCAGGAACAGUGAUAAGUGGUUUGGUUAAAAAAAACCUUCCAAACCUUAAAUACAAGGAAUGGAAUUCGGUUGAAUCGAUUUUAAGUUAA